GCUCAACGGAUAUGCGAAAGACUGCGCGUGGUAAGUAAGCCGGAUCUCGUUCGUCUAUCAUCACCUGCUGUAGUUUGUAAACCUUCAUUUUCGGUCCUGCAAUUAUCCCGUCUACGGCAUACCCUCUGCGCCGCCGCGCCGCAGUCUUGCGCGCUUUGCGAUAAACAUCAUGUGGUCGACUUCUCUAAUCCUCUCAGCAUCGUUAUUGUUCGCGGCCACAAAUGCGCAAUGCUUCUACCCCGAUGGCUCGCCGUACCAAGGAGGUGUGAUAUGCGACAUAACUCAGAGUGACGGUCAAUCAUCCUGCUGCGGCAUCGAAGACGAGUGCACCACCAAUGGCUUUUGCAAAUGGCAGGGCUUCCGAGCCAACAACAUACUCUCGGUGGUAGGAUGUACCGACCGAGACUGGCGAUCACCGCACUGCGCGCAAUUUUGCACAAAGAACUCUGGCCAAAAGAAUUCCGGAAAUCAAUUCGUCUUCGCCUGUUCCCAAACAACCUAUUGCUGCUCGCAAUACCCCGGCGUGCUCCCUGGUGGUUAUUCCGACCGGCCCUCGAAUUACUCAUGCUGCAACGACCCGAGUCUGGUAUUCGACGCCGGGCCAGCUAAUUAUCUAGCCUUGCGCCACGAUUUCACGACCUCUACAUUCACAGCCACAGCAACCGGCCUCUCGACCAGUACCGCUUCAUCUGGAGGUAGUAUCACGAGCGCGCCGACAGGGGCUUCAGCCGCUUCCAGCGGAUCGAACACGGCGACAACCUCGGCCAGCUCAUCUUCCGAGCUGUCCGCAGGCGCCAAAGCGGGCAUUGGCAUCGGCGCCGCGCUCGUCGGCGUCAUCGCCAUUGCGCUGGCCGCGUGGCUGACGCUCAGUCAUCGACGGCAGAAGUCUACGCCGCUGCUGGCACAGGAGGAGCAGAAGGCGUCGGUCCCGGACGAGAAACCAGCAUGGCAAGGACAGAAUUCCAAUGUGACGGGAUUGGGGUACAGCCACGAGAUGGGACACGGUUCGGGGAUGCAUGAGAUGGGACUUGACUCGGGCGUGGUUCGGAGUGAGCUGAGUGAGACCGGGAGGAGAGAAUUACCUUGAUGAAAACGGACAUGGGAAAAGAGAUGCGUGCAUGGACGUAUCUCGUAACAUGCAAAGGAGGCGCGGCGAUCGAGCGACAAUGAGAUGAGGAUCACUUGACGAUGGACUCAGAUGUUGAGACGAAAUGCUGUAAUCUUUGGCUGUACAUGUCCAUGUUCUAGCAAUAUUUUGUGAACAAGUACUCUCAAGCGCGCGCUCUUCGAAAUUUUGACUCUCACUACAGGAAGCAAAAGGGCCAACGUAGACAGUUUUCCCACAACACAUACCCAUUCACACCCCGACACAGCCCGGUGGUCUUCGAAGAUGGGACAGAGCCCACUCCACCGUGCGAAAGACAGAACGAGUUUAUGUUUCAACAUGCCUAUAUAGCGCGCAAUUCCCGCCGCCUAGCGUGCUUCGGGAU
Molecule: messenger RNA, 1490 nt
Organism: Dissoconium aciculare CBS 342.82
Lineage: Eukaryota; Fungi; Ascomycota; Dothideomycetes; Mycosphaerellales; Dissoconiaceae
Exons: 2
Coding region: 170-1087 (305 amino acids)
Source: RefSeq, a predicted model, not a curated record